Astyanax mexicanus (Mexican tetra) is the source of this 1569-nucleotide messenger RNA. RefSeq names its product GS homeobox 2 (gene gsx2). Gene Ontology annotation, biological process: regulation of DNA-templated transcription. The transcript has 2 exons. NCBI's taxonomy places the organism in Eukaryota, Metazoa, Chordata, Actinopteri, Characiformes, Acestrorhamphidae. Gene Ontology annotation, cellular component: nucleus. The record is from RefSeq and is a predicted model, not a curated record. Gene Ontology annotation, molecular function: sequence-specific double-stranded DNA binding; DNA-binding transcription factor activity, RNA polymerase II-specific. Bases 370 to 1152 code for a protein of 260 amino acids.
CCAGACGGGCAACACUCUGAUUGGUGGGGAACGCAAGCAUCACGUGUCUGGGGUCACCGGCGCAACUAAAGGCGAAGCGCCGGGAGCGCACGUGGGGCUGUUUGGGCCGGCCCCUUUGCGGGCUUUCUUUUGUUGAAGCAUCAAACAUAAGCACCUUCCCUGCGCUCCCGAGGGGUUAGAACGGAACACUAAGAUCCUGCGAGCUCCGCAAUCUGCAACGACAACUCGGGCACGAGCAGCAUCCAAGCAUCCAACAUAACCAUCAUUAGCAGCAGCAGCAGCCGCAGCAACAGCUCUAUCUCCAUCUCCAACUCCAUCUGCGUGUUUCCAUCACCUCCUCAUCCCCUCACGCGCGCUCCUGGAUCCAUCAUGUCCAGGUCCUUCUACGUUGACUCUCUCAUCAUCAAGGACCCCGCGCGGCCCUCAGUCCUGAGCGAACGCCUUGCGCACGACUUCCUCUUCCCUGUUGGCGUGCACGCGCCGGGCGCAAUCAGUGUGGGCGCGCCUACGUGCCCGUCGCGCAAAACCGGCGCUCUGUGCAUGUGCCCCCUCUGCGUGGCCACGCACGUACAUGUGCCGCCGCCGCCGCGCUCUGGCGGAGGAGCCCUCGCGCUCCUCAAGGCUCCUCCGGGCUUCGGGAGCGCCGACGCGCCGCCUUGCUGCCCUAGGCUCGCGCAUCACCAUCAGCAUCAGGGUCCUGCGCUCGCGCACGCCGCCCACGGACACGCGCCCGUGUGCGCACCCACAGCCUACGGCGUCACGGACCCACGGCGCUACCACUGCGUGACCCUCGGCGCAUCUGACAGCAGUCCCGUGCAGGGUGGCAAGCGCAUGCGCACGGCCUUCACCAGCACUCAGCUUCUGGAGCUGGAGCGCGAGUUCUCCUCCAACAUGUACCUGUCGCGCCUGCGCCGCAUCGAGAUCGCCACGUACCUGAACCUGAGCGAGAAGCAGGUAAAGAUCUGGUUCCAGAACCGCCGCGUCAAGCACAAGAAGGAGGGCAAGGGCGCGCAGCGAGGCGCGCACGGAGCCUGCAAGUGCACGGGCGUCGGCGGCGGCGUGCACGGGCACGCGCAUUACCCGCGCUCGGAGGAUGAGGAGUCCAUGUCACCCGGGUCAACCACGGAGGAGAAAGAGGCGUCGCCCGUUUAACGGUCUGGCAGACUGACGGAAUGGACUGUGUUCACACCGAGCAGCACUUAGUCUCUCAGAGGAAUCCCAGCGUGUCCAAACCCGGUAGAUUCAGGACAGAAAAGUGGAUUUGGUUUCUCUGUUUCCUAAGACUGUUUUUACGCAAACAGUUGAAAUCUGUGUGUUUUCUUCAUGCAUCCUUUUCUACCUGAUUCGUGUUUGAAACGUGUUUGUUUAUGCGCGAAACUGUUGCAUCUUGUAAAUACGCCCACUUUGGGGGUGGUGAGGGUUUGUGUUACAUAACUAAGAAACUGUGAUUUAGUUCUGUUUUCUUUCUCACCUGAAUUUUAUGUGCAUUGUAUGCAGAAUGUGUAUAUUUGUAUAUUUAUUUAAAUAAAAGGAAACUUCAUAAGUGCGUCAUUACGCACAACCCCGCAA